This is a messenger RNA of Homarus americanus (American lobster), 781 nucleotides long. RefSeq lists its product as uncharacterized. The record is from RefSeq and is a predicted model, not a curated record. The transcript is spliced from 3 exons. NCBI's taxonomy places the organism in Eukaryota, Metazoa, Arthropoda, Malacostraca, Decapoda, Nephropidae. Bases 39 to 560 code for a protein of 173 amino acids.
UUGUGUGUGUCUGUCACUCCUCUCUACAGUGUAUCAAGAUGAAAGUGGUGGUGGUGGUGUUGGCCGGCGUGAUGGGUCUAGCAGCGGUGAUAGCUGUUCCUGAGGUAGCCAGGCCCUUAGCAUCAGUAGGAUUGAUGGGGGAUACUGAGAGAGAACAUAGGAUCUUCGCGUUCUACACCACCACUUCUUCCAAAGCUCUUGCUACAGUCACCAUCACGGCUCUGUCCACCUGUGUGUCUACUGUCGCUGGUACUCCGUGUACUGGCCGCAAGAAGAAGGCGAUUAUCGACAAUAUGCAAAUUUUUGUUGAUGACUCCUUGAAUACUGGAACCUUAUCUCUGUCGGGGAGUCAAGUAAACGACGACGAAGAUCUAGGUAUCCAGAUGGAACGACAAGAACGUGAGGUAGUGAAUGAGAGAGAUGGUAAAAAACUCACCAUCUGGUCUACUAACAUCAGUACCCUUACCCUCACCUCAACUUCCUAUGUUGCCGGAACUACCGUCACAAUCAGUGCUCUGUGUGCAGCUCCCGGCGUGACCCAAGGAUGUUUCGGCAAGUAAUAACACCUUCACCGCCUCCUCCGAUCCCUUCAACGUCGUGCACUGGGUCCUCGCCUGGUCAAAAGAUGGCACCAUAGGCAACUUGGCGUCUCGAACUAUUAUUACGGAAACUCAAUAAGGAUUUAAUUUAUUAUGUAUUAUAUAGUUACGUUAUAUGGACUGUCUUCCUCGUGUAUAUAUGUUAGUAAAUAAACACAAUAUAUAUAUUUAUAAACCAUUGA